AUGUCGCUGCCACCCCAAGAGCCACCGCGAGGGCCACCGCCUCUCAAUGUCAGCCAUCAAUCCCACAAGGUCAAGAAGCAGCAGCCGCGGCGCCCGUCCGCCGUCGCCUCCCAAUCCCACCACCCCCCUGCUCCUCCGCCGUUGGAAGAUUAUCUGGCUUCGUUGGAACAGCAACUGAUGUCGGACGAUGGCCUGGAGGAACUGCCUCCACUUCCCGAUAACUUGUUGCCGCUACAGAACCCAUUAAUACCGCCACCGCCGCCUAUGAAUGAAAUUCCGAUAGCACCGUUGCAGAGGCCCGCACAGCCAGAUGCCUGGAUAGAUCCUUUCUUGGAACAAAUUCGGUUUCGGAUGUUGAAAGAACGAGAGCAGCGAAUGCAGCAGCAGAACCCAAUACCGCCGUAUCAGCCGGUUAAUUUCCCCCCUGCUCCCACCGCGACUCACUUCUUGCCAAGAACGCCGGAUUCCUUUCCCGCCGGAGCAAGUAGCUUAUACCCGAAUCCUCCUCCUCCUCCUCCUCCGCCAGUUUAUUAUCCACCCCCUCCCGCCGCCGCCGCGAGUAGCUACUUGCCGAAUCCUCCUCCGAGAUUUCAUCCCGUCACAGCAAGUCACUCCUUACCGGGUCCUCCGGACAAUCUUCGCCCCGCAGCGAGCGGCUCCUUGCCGUACAUUCCUCCCCCUGCCGUUGCCGGAGGAAGCAGCAUCUUGCAGACGAUGCCGGUGAAUUCUCCCGCUGCAGGGAGCAGCUUCUGGCCGAGUGCGUCAUCGGAAUAUUCUCCCUCCGCUUCUUCCUCUGCAGCGAGCUUGCCGCCGGAAUCUUCUCCCGACGGUAGCUGUUCGCCGCUCACUGUAGCGGAGGUGGAAUCUUAUUACGACGGAGUAGAUUCUACGCCGCCGUCGUCGCCGCCGCCGGACACCUCCGCCUAA
This is a messenger RNA of Lotus japonicus, 927 nucleotides long. Its product is annotated as proline-rich receptor-like protein kinase PERK2. The transcript has a single exon. Lineage: Eukaryota; Viridiplantae; Streptophyta; Magnoliopsida; Fabales; Fabaceae. The record is from RefSeq and is a predicted model, not a curated record. The coding region runs from base 1 to 927 and encodes 308 amino acids.